Molecule: messenger RNA, 3185 nt
Organism: Hyaloscypha bicolor E
Lineage: Eukaryota; Fungi; Ascomycota; Leotiomycetes; Helotiales; Hyaloscyphaceae
Exons: 3
Coding region: 1-3039 (1012 amino acids)
Molecular function (GO): ATP hydrolysis activity; ATP binding
Source: RefSeq, a predicted model, not a curated record
AUGCGCUCCAAUGCAGACACAUCUGAGGAUCCGAAGAUGGACUCCGAGCGCGGUUCGAGGAUCGACCUCGGCACGGAGAUAGAUGAGCACGAAGGGCUCGGGAAUUCUCUGUAUCUAGGCCAGAUUGACAUCAUUCCAGAGGUCCGGAAGUGUGACCUUUUGCACUUCAAAAACCGGUUCAACGCCGCCGAGGAAGCAAGAACGGCGACUCCGACAGAGCAUCCCGAAGAAUCGCGUAAAGUCCAAAAGCAAAGAUUUAAUGUCCACAUCGAAGUUGGCCUCAAGAGGCAAGCCUUCGAAAUCCGUAUCGCAGCCAUCGCAAGGCAUCCACACCGGGAAGGCAGACAGCAAGUUGAUUUCGAGGAUUCGAAUACAAUCACCAACAAUCCUGUCCAUUUUGUCAAAGAUCAUGCCAGAGUCUUGGGGCAGCCAGCCUCGGACGUUCAUUCGGCCUUCAGCCCCCUCAUCUAUUUCCAUCCACAGGUUUUAGAUUUUCUGAAAGAGCUGGAGCUCAAGUGGGGCCAGAAAGAUGAAACUCUUGAAGCAGCUCGAACUCCGGCUAGCUUAGACGGAAAUUCCGAACUAACAAUUGAGGGAGACAAAGCUUCUGUGGGUGAUAGCGCAGCAGCGCUUGCAGACUUGAAAUGUUAUGUUCAAUUCAUGGAAAGCGAGAUCAUACCUCUCUAUUCUCAGUUCGACAAUUUGAAUGGAACCUCCAAUGCAAAAGUACGGUUUCACGAUCUGUGGUAUCUUUUCAGAACUGGCAAACUUAUCUACCGAUCUGUGGGAGGCGGCCAGAUCCAGGAGACAAACGAUUUCAGCCUCGGUCACAGAGCCUGGCGCAUUCUUGCGGCCGGGACUCAAUUCACGUCUCCCCAAAAUCGAAAUCACGUCAGCGAUGAUGACGGAGAGAAGGCCCCUUUUGAAGUUGAAUGUUACUAUAUCGACUUUACUGGAGAAGAAUUCUGCGUAGUAACUGACACUUUCGAGAUUCAUCCGUAUGAAGGGGUGCGUCCGAUCCAGUCGCUGAAGGUGUUUCCAUAUCGGUUUCUCACAAAUCACGAAGAAAGACUCGAGUUUUACACGCAGUAUGGGCAAAAAUUCCUCUGCAGUAUCGAGGAAAGACACAGAGCAUAUAAUUGGUGGACGGUGACGAGGUCUCCCCUUGGACAACCGACUACCGUUGCAGAGGGUAACGAUCUUAAGCGUUCCGAGUAUGUCGAUAGUGAAGUCAUUAUCGAUUUUGUCGAGGCGUUUCAGACAUGCCCCUCAUGGAAACCAGUACCGUCUAUUUUGAAGCCCCAAGAGCCUCGCAGGUUGACUGUGGUCGACGAUUUUUACACAUGCUGUUGGUCGGAUUCCCAAAGAACAACGCUUCUGGCCGAGACAACCGAAAUAAUCGUCCUACGUGCAGCGAUCAGCACGUACGAGCGAAAUAAGAACCUCGUCGAAGACAAAUUUCUAGCCAGAAUUCGAGAGAACAACAAGAACAACAGACUGACAACUUCCGAAUGCCUGCAUGACUGCGAUCUACCGCUCCUCCCAAGCCGAGUCUUUGGUUACGUACUACGGGAUCGGAAGUUCGUACAAUUGGAUGUAUACGGACUUGGUCCUGUAAAAGAGUCCAGCGAUGGCUUUGAUUGUCUCAAAAUCAACCAUCGCUACAAAGAUUUGAUCAAGGCACUUGUUGAGGAUCAUUUCAUGAAGAAGAGCUCAGACAGGAAGGACGGCAUAACGCGCACUUCUUUGGAUUGGAUUAAGGGCAAAGGAAAGGGUUUGUUUAUCUUGCUUCAUGGAGUGCCCGGCGUUGGCAAGACAGCAACAGCUGAGGCCGUCGCCCAAGCAAGUGGAAAGCUGUUGUUCGCCAUCACCUGUGGAGAUCUUGGCUUGACGCCUACCGAAGUGGAAACCGCACUACGAAGGAUCUUUCGACUUGCGAACACCUGGGACUGUGUCUUACUAUUAGAUGAAGUCGACACCUUUUUUUCGCAGAGGUCAAAAGGAGAUGUCACACUGACCAAGAACGCUUUGGUUUCAGUAUUCUUACGGGUGCUGGAAUACUAUGAUGGCUUGCUCUUUCUGACUACCAACCGCCCCGGAGCCCUUGACGAAGCAUUUAAGUCAAGAAUACACCUCACCUUAUACUACCCACCACUUGACUUGCAGCAAACAAUGGAGAUCUGGAAAAUGAACAUUGAUCGGCUGCGAAGAGUCGAAAAAGAACGCUGCAUGGACACGAACCUGCCACCUCUUCAAAUUAAUGAGCAAGAAAUUCUGCGGCUGGCUGAAGAGAAGUUCAACGAGUACAGGGGUAAGUAUCGUUGGAACGGCAGGCAAAUCCGCAACGCUAUCCAGAUUGCCUCAUCGCUCGCACAUUUCGAUGCAAGGAAGGAUAACAUCCAGCCGAGAUUGACUACCGAGCACUUCAAAAUGAUACACGUCGUCACGGAAGACUUUGAUCAAUUCAUGCAGGAAACUGUGGGCAAAACGGACGGCGAGAUGGCUUUCGAGCGCGGUGACCGUUCCGAUCACUGGAAGCGUGAGCAACCCAGAGCAGAGGAUGUUCAGGCUUACAACCCUGGUGCUCUCUCACCCGGAGGCCAAUAUGCCGGGGCAAUUGGCUUUGGACAGCGGCAGCCAUCCAUCACGGGGCGACGGCCGAGCAGUCCUUUCGAUAGAAGCCAGGACGAGUCGUCCAAUUUUCUGGGACUACGCAUCCCGUCGCCAAAUCGCGCAAAGCAGCGUCCAUUUUUGGGAAGCCCUCCGUCAAUCUCUUUUAACAAGGGACCCGAUCCCAGGUUUGGACACAGAGAGCGCAGCCCGGGAAGGGCAUACGUCAACGGGCAUGGGCACGGCCAUGGAUAUAACGGCCUGGGCAAUGAGGACUUGUCACCAGAUGAUACCAAUGAGCUUGAACGCCCUGGGGGAAACUUCCGGAACCGGAAGCAUGAACGUGAGAGCUCUGAAUCCGAAAGCCGGGCUUGGUCCAAAAGAAGGAGAGAGAGCGAUUAUGAGGACCAAGAAACCCUUUCUUCGUGAAUUCAGAAGCGAUACCCCUUGGAAAAUAAUGAUGUAAGUUCAUAAGGAGUAAGUUGAGCAGCAGUCGGGCAUCGGCAGAAAUUAUGUGGAGCCAGCGAUGGGAGAAUGUCUCGAUAUGUAGAAAACUAGGAUCACUUUACUUCUCG